This is a messenger RNA of Ophidiomyces ophidiicola, 1530 nucleotides long. RefSeq lists its product as uncharacterized. Bases 1 to 1530 code for a protein of 509 amino acids. The transcript has 3 exons. Lineage: Eukaryota; Fungi; Ascomycota; Eurotiomycetes; Onygenales; Onygenaceae. The record is from RefSeq and is a predicted model, not a curated record.
AUGGUUCGCUGGCGGCAACCGAUAGACUCGGAUGAAACCUUUGAGCUCGAACACCAGGCGGCACUGCUGCGCAAGUCUUCCGAUACUACUCCGACAUGCCCUCGCAACGCGCUACUCUCCUAUAUCCGGCCCUGCGUCAAGUCGCGAGGCGCGAAAAAGAGAAGAUCUGGCUAUCGACGCGCGCUCCGGUUCACAGCGCUGCUAGUUGGAGGAUUUGUCCUCGUCUCGCUUCUCGAGGGCGUACUCUUCCCGUCGUAUCAGCGACCGCCACGGCACUACCACGAACUACGCCAAGCGAUACUUGCGUCGACGCGAUCGGGUCGAGGGAAUCAAGAAAAUGAGAAGAUAUUUAUUGCUGCAAAUAUUAUCAAUGAAGAGCUCAUCCGAGGGCCAUGGGGCACGUCCUUGCUGGAGCUGAUUGACAUACUGGGGGAGCAGAAUGUUUUUGUUAGCAUCUACGAGAACGACAGUGGGAUUGGAACGCGCAAUGCGCUGCGCGAGUUACAGAAAAAACUACCAUGCGACCACCUCUCGCUAUCAGAAUUGCCCAAGGUCACAACACCGUCCGGUGAACAUCGCGUCAAGAGGAUUGCAUAUCUUGCGGAGGUGCGCAACCGAGCGCUUCGGCCGCUCAACGGCAGCUACGUGCCUGACAGCAGGCAAGUGGGCUUCCGGCACACGAGCACAAAGUUUGACCGGGUCCUAUUUUUGAACGACAUCUUCUUCUCGGCGGAGGAGGCCGCACAGCUAAUAUUCUCAACCAAUCAUGGACAAUAUCGCGCGGCCUGUGCGGUGGACUUUGUAUCCAAGGUGAUGUUUUACGACACGUUUGUGGUACGGGACAAGGAGGGAUAUGGGAUGGGUCUGAUGUUUUAUCCGUGGUUCUCGUCGUCAGGGUCUGCCCAGAGCCGGCGAGCAGUCUUGGCGGGGGAGGAUGCAGUGCCGGUUCGCAGCUGCUGGGGCGGACUGGCGGCAUUUGACGCCGCAAUGUUCCAGACCGCAGAUGCUCAGCGGGGCGGGUAUGCGCUAGCGCUACAGUUCUCAUACACAGCGGAAGCAUUCUGGGAGGCGGCGGAGUGCUGCCUGAUCUUUGCAACGAUGGAGCAGGCCCACGGGUCAGCGCUGGCGGCAGGCGGCUCGGGGGUCUAUGUGAACCCGUUUGUGCGGGUGUCGUACACGGCGGGCACCUGGCGGUGGCUAGGGUUCUUCCGGCGGUUCGAGCGCGCCUUUCGCAAUCUUCAGUACCUUGUCAGCAGGAUUGGGUACCCGGAAUACAACCCUCGCCGGCGGGACGAGCCGGGGCAGCUGGUGCAGCAUCGCGUGUGGACGACCGGCGCGGCCGGGGGUGGAGGCGUCGUACACGCAGGACGCGGCGGCCGCAGCAGUGGGUCGUUCCACACGGUCGAGCGACGAGCGGGCCUGGGGGGGUUCUGUGGGCAGCGACGCAUGUUCCUGAUGAAGUCGGACGUGCAGGCGGCGAACCGGCGGGGGGAGAAGAACUGGGAGAAAGUGCCUGUGCCGGGGAGGUAG